AUUGCAAACCUUUCUGCUACCCUUUCGUUCAGCCACUUCGAGUUUCUACAAGAGAAUAAUUCAAUUUCUGUCUGCGACAACCAAUAAUCAGUAUGAGCAGUCUCUUUCUCCAACUAAAGCGUUGGACCCCUGAAGCGUUGCUCGAGAAGAACAAACAGGUUUCUGCAGCCUUUGACGAAGAUCUUAAGGACUGUUACCCAGUUUCCUGCGAUAGCUCUCAAGAAACUUGCGCAUCUGGUUCUAGAAGCAACUAUUCCAUCGCGGUUAAUGACGACGAAGAUGACUGGGUGAACGUCUCAAACCCUUUCCAGGGCGAUUUGAGAUACUCAGACACCAAUGAUCAACCAAGAUCAACGACAAAACCAAUUGAAAACAGAGUGCGACGUGAGAGACGCAUGAGGCAGACAUCCUUUGCAACAAUACCGCCAGGCCGAUUGCAGAAGUCCCAUCAUGUGGGAAGGUGCUUGAUAGGCGUUUCCAAGAAGCUUUACUUUGCACUUGUCAGUCAAUCUGCUUGCUGUGCUAAGAAGCAUGUUGCCCGGAUCUGCCUGGAUGGUUUCCCACUAUCCGGAGACGAAACUAGCGACCCCGACACCCGUCAUUUGAGUCUGUUCCUCUCUUAUAGGCAUACUAAUGGAACGCCUCAGUGGCAUAGUGCCCAAUGCCUACUGCAGAGCAACCAAAACGCCAGCCGCGUACCAGCAGAUCUAUGUACACUUCUGGCGGAAUGCGCGAAUUUUCGACAAGGCUUGAAUAUGACGCUCUGUCAGUUGAUACAUGACGAUACCCCCGUGAUUCAAGGUAGUCGGAACGCAGAUCAGCGGACAACACAACCAGAAAUAGCCCUCGGCCAUUUGAUUGAUCAGAAAAUGCUGGCUAGUGGUGGUCGAAUUCUCUCGGCGAACAAAGCAAUCAUAUAUCUGAAUCUCUCACUGAGUCUUUUGCAUCUGUCAAGCGAGACUUGGAUUGGUAGAAGUUGGUCAGUGGACAAUAUUUACUUCCUCCAUGACCCUCACAAGUCACCGAACAUUCUGCAGCUAGAUCAUCCCUACCUUUCCCGAUCUCUCAACAAAGUCGAAAUCGCUCCUGAUAUUUUCCAGCCUCGAAGUGGUCUGAGAUACGACAGGGUUAGCGUUUUAUCUUUCGUUCGUAUGGUGAUAGAAAUCAUGGAAGGAAAGCGAUUACGGUUGGAAGCUCACAUCAAUGAUUUUGAUUUGCUUCAUGAAAUGGAGAAAGCUGUGGAAAAGAUUCCAAAGGUUGAAAGACUCUUGAGAUAUGCUCUCAAGUCAUGCCUCGAAUUUUGUAGGGAACCAAACCCAGAUUCCGUCAAAGACAAAGACUGGUUGUGGGAACACGUUGUACAACCAUUUGAGGAACUUGUAAACAGCUACAAAAAGGUGCCAUAUCAAGAGAUUGAGUGGUUACCAGAGAGUUGCAAAGGUACGACGCUGUCUCAGCGUUUGCGGAAGACAAAGGAUCAACGUACUGAGCCAAUGCUUCAAUCAUUCUCGAAGGCUCUGAAGGAAAGUCGAGGUGAAACGUUCAAUAGCGAACGGAUUGCAUCGGUAAACAAAUGGUUCUCACGACUCGAGAGAAUUAACGAUGUGCUCGAGAUCAGGUCUCAAAAUGAAACACCGAAGACUGCAAUUGCGGUCAUCGAUACUGGCAUUGACAUGAACGAUCGCAAUGCUGAAGAGAUCUGGGGUUAUAGGGACUUCAUCGAUGGUCACGAUGAGAUAAAAGUAGAUGACACUGGUCACGGCACAGCAAUCAUUGAUUUGAUCUACAGAGUCUACGAGCCGGCGAAGAUCUUUGUGGCAAGAGUAUUGUCAACUGAAGAGAGAAAUGAGACAAUCGAAGGCGAGCGCUUGGUAGCCGAGGCCAUUGAAUGGGCAUUGGAGAUGAAUGUUGACAUCAUUUGUAUUGCCAUGGGAUUUCAAAGUGUGCACGGACUCAAGCUGCAAGAAGCUGUCACUAAGGCAUCAAGUCAGGGGAAACUAGUCUUCGCAGCUGCCGCGAAUGAAAGUCACGCGAAUGGUAUAGCUUACCCGGCUCGAUACAGCUCACAUGUGUUCUGCAUGUUCUCCACCGACGCAGGCCUCAAAAACUCCAGAUCGAUCAACCCAGAAAAGAGAAAAGGAAGCAACAACUUUGCGAUUUUGGGAGAGGAUAUCAAAUUAGCCAGCGGGGAGCUCGGGAAAGGCACAUCCUUCUCCACGGCGAUUGCUUCCGGCUUUGCCGCGAGUCUACUAGACUUUUCACGCCAGUCAGAUCACGUCGAAUAUUUGCCAACGUUUAGAUUCCUUUCGAGACAAUCGGGGAUGAGAGAAGUCUUUUCCAAGAUUUCUAUUCACGAUCUUGGUUUCGAUUGUAUAUGCCCAUGGAAUCUUAUAACAUCAUUACCCGACAGGCAACGAGUAAUAAAUCAGAACGACUGGGAGGAUUUAGGGGAUAAACAACGGAUCAGAGAGUCACUCCGUAGGGAUCUAGUCACAUGGUUACGGCAAUGA
Messenger RNA from Colletotrichum scovillei, 2510 nucleotides. RefSeq lists its product as uncharacterized. Gene Ontology annotation, molecular function: serine-type endopeptidase activity. The coding region runs from base 93 to 2510 and encodes 805 amino acids. Gene Ontology annotation, biological process: proteolysis. The transcript is spliced from 4 exons. NCBI's taxonomy places the organism in Eukaryota, Fungi, Ascomycota, Sordariomycetes, Glomerellales, Glomerellaceae. The record is from RefSeq and is a predicted model, not a curated record.